GCUCGCUGGUUCGCUCCCCGCGGCGCCAGGAGGAGGGGCGAGGGCCAGCAGCCCCCUCCCCCGCGCGCGGCGCCGGAGCCCAGCCGAGCCGGGGGGACCCGCCGCCGCCGGUCAUGUGGGCAGGACUGCUCCUCCGGGCCGCCUGCGUCGCGUUCCUGCUGCCAGGGACCCCGGCCCGCGGCUACACCGGGAGGAAGACGCCCGGGCACUUUGGGGCCGAGAGACGCCGGCUGGGCCCCCACGUCUGCCUCUCGGGGUUCGGAAGCAGCUGCUGCCCUGGCUGGGCGCCCUCCAUGGGCAGUGGGCACUGCACCCUUCCCCUCUGCUCCUUUGGCUGCGGGAGUGGCAUCUGCAUCGCUCCCAAUGUCUGCUCCUGCCAGGAUGGAGAGCAAGGGCCCACCUGCCCAGAAGCCCAUGGACCUUGCGGGGAGUAUGGCUGUGACCUCACCUGUAACCAUGGAGGCUGUCAGGAGGUGGCCCGAGUGUGCCCCGUGGGCUUCUCGAUGACAGAGACAGCUGUCGGCAUCAGGUGUACCGACAUCGAUGAAUGUUUAAGCUCCUCUUGCGAGGCCCACUGUGUGAACACGGAAGGCGGGUUCGUGUGUGAGUGUGGGCCUGGUAUGCAGCUGUCUGCCGACCGCCACAGCUGCCAAGACACUGAUGAAUGCCUUGGGACCCCCUGCCAGCAAAAAUGUAAAAACAGCAUUGGCAGCUACAGGUGUUCCUGUAGAACUGGCUUCCAUCUCCACGGCAACCGGCACUCCUGUGUAGAUGUAAACGAGUGUCGGAGGCCGCUGGAGAGGCGAGUCUGUCACCAUUCUUGCCAUAACACCGUGGGCAGCUUCCUGUGCACCUGCCGACCCGGCUUCAGGCUCCGAGCUGACCGAGUGUCCUGUGAAGCUUUUCCGAAAGCCGUCCUGGCCCCGUCUGCCAUCCUGCAGCCCCUGCAGCACCCCCCUAAGAUGCUACUGCUGCUUCCAGAGGCAGGCCGGCCCGCCCUCUCCCCAGGGCACAGCCCUCCUCCCGGGGCUCCAGGGCCCCCGACUGGAGUCAGGAUCACACAACUGCCGUCUCUCACACCUGCACUGCCCACGUCCUCUGCUUUUGCCCCAACACAGCUGCUCUCCACCCUGGUGCCUAGUCCCUCUCUGUUGGGGACCCUCGGACCUCCUUCACAACUCCAGGAGAAGGUGGUGGUGACCCCUUCCUUGCCCAGGGGCCCUGAGGCCACACAGCUGGCACCAGGGCCCUCUGCCUGUUGGCACCUGGGAGCCAUGUAUGAGUCAGGGAGCCGCUGGACAGAGCCUGGCUGUUCCCAGUGCUGGUGUGAGGAUGGGGAAGUGACCUGUGAAAAGGUGACGUGUGAAGCUGCUUGUUCUCACCCGAUUCCCUCUGAAAAUGGGGGAUGCUGCCCAUCGUGUACAGGCUGUUUUCACAGUGACGUCUUCCGGGCUGAAGGGGACGUGUUUUCCCCUCCCAACCAGAACUGCACCGUCUGUGUCUGUCUGGCUGGAAAUGUGUCCUGCAUCUCCCCCGAGUGUCCUCCUGGCCCCUGUCAGGCCUUCCCGAAGUCAGAUUGCUGUACUUGUAUACCAGUGAGAUGCUAUUUCCACGGCCGGUGGUACGCAGAUGGGGCUGUGUUCAGUGGGGGUGGUGACGAGUGCACCACCUGUGUCUGCCAGAAUGGGGAGGUGGAAUGUUCCUUCACGCCAUGUCCAGAGCUGGACUGCCCCCGCGAGGAGUGGUGGCUGGGCCCUGGGCAGUGCUGCUUCACCUGCAGGGAACCCACACCCAUGACAGGCUGCUCUCUGGACGACAAUGGGGUUGAGUUUCCGGUUGGACAGAUCUGGUCUCCCGGUGAUCCCUGUGAGUUAUGCAUCUGCCAGGCAGAUGGCUCAGUGAGCUGCAAGAGGACUGACUGUGUGGACUCCUGCCCUCACCCUAUUCGGAUCCCUGGACAGUGCUGCCCGGACUGUUCAGCAGGUUGCACCUACAUAGGCAGAAUCUUCUACAACAACCAGACCUUCCCGUCCAUGCUGGACCCGUGUCUGAGCUGCAUCUGCCUGCUGGGCUCGGUGGCCUGCUCGCCCGUGGACUGCCCCAUCACCUGCUCCUACCCUUUCCACCCUGAUGGGGAGUGCUGUCCGGUGUGCCGAGACUGCAACUACGAGGGGAGGAAGGUGGUGAACGGCCAGGUGUUCACCUUGGACGAUGAGCCCUGUACCCAGUGCAUAUGCCAGCUGGGAGAGGUGAGCUGUGAGAAGGUGCCCUGCCAGCAGGUCUGCUCGGACCCCUCCACGCCCCUCAGGGACUGCUGCUCCUCCUGUCCAGAUUCCCUGGAAGAAAGCCGGGGGCUCUCCCCUCGUGGAGACGUGGAGAUCAGCAAAGCAGCCCGGAGUCCCCGGGGAGACACCGAGGCCCCCGUCAACUGCAGCUCCUGCCCGGGGCCCCCAGCGGAGUCGCCUCAAAGGCCAGUGCUCCAGCUCCUCCAGCUCCUCCUAAGAACAAACCUGUCUAACAUGCAGACUUUACCCGCGAGGCCCUCAGGAGCCCAGGCCUCACCUGAACCCCCUUUGGGGCCAGGGGGCACGUUCCCAGGAGAGCCUGGGGCCUCCUGGACCCCUCAGCCCCCAUCAGGGCCUUCGAUCCCUCCGGGAGCCUCAUCUCUACCUCCGGCCUCUCCCGGGGCUCCUGAGCCACCUUCUGUUACUCCAGAGUCCUUGUCGUCAGCCUCUGGGGCCCACACAGCAUCCAGACGGCCUUCUCUGCCUGCCACCAUCCCUCAUGGAGCCUCAGCCCUUUCCAUGAUGGGCCCCAGGUCCUCAGAGACCCCCAUCACCGUCCUCAGGCCUCGCAGACUCUCUCUGGCCACCUCCAGACUCUCUGCAGCCCUUGCAGCCACGGCCAGCCCCGGCCCCCAGCAGCCCACCACGGGGACCUCACAGGAGGAGGAGUCCACAGUUUAAGCAGGCCUCCAUUUCUGGGCCGUGCCUGGGAGACGCCGGACAGAGAAGACUCUGCCAGUAGCCCUGGGAGCUUGCAGGGCGGCUCUGGGGGCCAAUGAGGCUGCUGACUCCAGCAGGACUCCUGAUGGGGAUGGAAAACCCUCAGGGCCUGAUGUAGCCUUGUUCCCAAGAAGCAAGUGGGAUGUGUUGUGAGAAUCCAGUAACGUGUUCCCCAUGGUCAGCAUCCUCCCUGGACCACAUGGCCCACCUAUCUUUUGAGAAAGGUUGGGACAGCUGAGGCCCCCUUCUGGAGGAGGAGGGUCUGAGGGGCCUGGGAUUCCACUAGGAUUGUGCCACCAGCCAUCAUGUGUCCUCACCUGAGGUUUCCUGAUUAAAAUCUGUCUCGGUC
Molecule: messenger RNA, 3354 nt
Organism: Hippopotamus amphibius kiboko
Lineage: Eukaryota; Metazoa; Chordata; Mammalia; Artiodactyla; Hippopotamidae
Gene: VWCE
Product: von Willebrand factor C and EGF domains
Exons: 20
Coding region: 114-2966 (950 amino acids)
Biological process (GO): cellular response to virus
Cellular component (GO): cytoplasm
Molecular function (GO): protein binding; calcium ion binding
Source: RefSeq, a predicted model, not a curated record